Messenger RNA from Erigeron canadensis, 6047 nucleotides. RefSeq names its product transcriptional activator DEMETER-like. Gene Ontology annotation, molecular function: DNA N-glycosylase activity; DNA demethylase activity; 4 iron, 4 sulfur cluster binding. NCBI's taxonomy places the organism in Eukaryota, Viridiplantae, Streptophyta, Magnoliopsida, Asterales, Asteraceae. Gene Ontology annotation, biological process: base-excision repair. The record is from RefSeq and is a predicted model, not a curated record. The coding region runs from base 199 to 5709 and encodes 1836 amino acids. The transcript has 20 exons.
GUACCAUCUUUGUUAACCCCUCCCUCCUUUUUUCUCUCACACACAAAACACACAAUACUUACUUUGGCUAUCCCACAUUGACUUAUUCUCCGGCCAAAUUUUCCGGCCAUCAUGCCUGAGCUUGAGAUCGAUAUAAGUUAGAAUAUCAGACGCGAUAAGGCAAUUGCAUUCAGAAUUCGUUGGCUGUAGAGUUUUAGUAUGAAUUUUGAGAGGGAUUUACCAAUUCCUCCCCAAGAAAGCGGAGAAUUCAGUAAACAUGUGACUGGUGGAAUGCCUAUUCCAUAUGAGAGUGGAAUUGGUCACAGAAUUAUGAAUGGUGAUCAUAUGGUGCCUCCACAGACAACUCAAAAAGGAUUUGGGGUUGUCAAUAAUGGGAGUUCUUGGAAUACACCUAUGGAGCAGACAGUUUUACAAAGUAAUGGAAUUGGACAGAGUAGGAGUUCCUGGACUCCAGAGACUCCAAACAAGAUAAUUAAUGAAAGAUCAAAUCCUAUUCUUGUUCAAGAAAAUCAAGUAGAGACUGAGAAUUGGGAAGAUUUGCUUGGAAUGUACACAGGCUUGUUGCAAGAAAACACACUUGAUUUGAAUGCAUUUGUUGAGAAACUUGAUCCAACACCACCACUACCAGUGGUUCAUGAUUAUAGAAAUCACAACUCCAGCCAAGCCUCGGCCUUUAAUUCGGCAGACCCUGCAACUUGGAAGCGUGGUGAUGUGGCAGCUAUUUUAAGCUCAACAAGUAGCUCAGCAAGUGCUCCGUAUACGAACGAAGCACAUAACAAUGGCAUCCACAUAUCAAACAUGCCGUUCAAUCCAAAUCAACCUACUCAAGCUGAAGGCAAUGUUAUCAGAUCCACAUCUAGGACUUCUAUGCUUGAAAGUCGACAAACUCAGAAGUUCACUUCAAACAAUUUGAUAGAUGGAUUACCGGUCACUUCUCAAAAUCGCUACAACUUGAAUUCACCACCAAGCUUGAGACAAGAUGUAGCAGCCUCUGGUGUAACUGAUUCUUCUCCAUUUGCUCCGAUCACACCAGAUAAUCAGAGAAAGAAUAUGUACAAUCAAUGGGUACCAGAAAAUAUCAACUUUCUAGUCGAAGAAGCUUCAACUACAAUAAAAGACAGUCAUGAAAAUCAAACCGUAUCAACUGCAGACACAGAGAACCUAUACAAUGAGCUAUUGCAGACCAUUGGGGACUCCCCGCCUUCUGCAAUUUCAACAACACAGAAAGAACACAUUAUUUCUGAAAAUAGGGAUGAACAUGUCAUUGGCUUGAAUGAAACCCUACAGCAAAAGACUACCUCGAGAAGAAAAAAACACCGCCCAAGGGUGAUUAGAGAAGGGAAACCUAAAAGGACACCAACGCCUAAAACUCCAACAAAUGGUUCUAAUGAGAUCCGAGUUAAAAGGAAGUACGUGAGGAAGGGUGUUUCAAAUGGAGAAAGCCCAGUAGAAACCAUUGUGAAAAGAAAGUAUGUAAGGAGGAAGGGUGUUUCAAAAGGAGAAAGCCCAGUGGAAAACAUUGUGAAAAGAAAGUAUGUGCGAAAGAACAUUGACAACUUGAAACGUCAACCAGCAUCAGCAGCUGAAACUCCACCAAAAUCAUGCAAAAAGAAACUGAACUUUGACUCAGACAGUGUAGCACAAGAUGAAAGCCAUGAAAAUAAUUGCACCCAACAAGAUAUAAAUGGCAAUGCAAAUCCUCAAGACAUACAACAAAAUGAUAGAAUCAAUGGAAUGCUCGAGACACAGCAGAAUACAUAUAUCGGUAGCAGCAUGCAAAAUGAGCCAAAUGUUCCAACCACACCUCUUGCUAAUGGAAGGUACCAUGCUUUGAAUGUGCUUGCAAGAAAUAUGAGCAUGAGUCCAAGAGAUACACGGGAGAACGAGUAUAAUAAAGUAAACAAACCUGUUGGAAUCAAUAACAGUGUCAUUCAAUCGGGUAUGGUGGCCACACAUCAGCAAGGUACCCCUCAGUCUUUCACAAGUGGUAUGACAAGUUUAGAUGAAAGAAGAGGCAUCAAGAGACAGGGUUCGAAUGUGAAUGCCAUGGAUUCUCUCCUGUUGUACCAGAAAUUCUUAAUAGGAGUUGCACACCGUGCUUAUGAUAACAACAAUUUGAGUAGCAUUUUAUUAGAAAAUCACAAAAAACUGAAGAUGGAAAGGGAGUUGCAAGCUCUUGAAGGUAACCAGAGACAAAUGAAUGGCAUCUAUGGAAAUGGCUCUGCCAUGCAGUUAUUAUAUUCUUCUGGAAGAGUCGACCCGUCUUGUAAAACAGUGAAUGGGGGUGGAAAUGCAGACCAGCUCUCGUUCCGUCUACGAAUGGCCGCGACACAUUAUUUACAGAAGCAGCAGGUGUUAUCUGGAAUGCAACCCCACACAAUGAGAUCAAUACCAGGAGCAUCAAGAUAUGCUCAGGGUGCAAUGAUCAGCUGGAAUCCAACGCCAACUACUCCACCAAAAGGGGACUCUAGAUAUGCAGCAACGACUUACACUGCUACUUCAUUAGAUAAGAAGCAAACCGCAAAACCAAAUUCAUAUAACCAAAGGUUAGAAGGAUCAGAUGAGAGGCUUCAGUUACAUAGUACUACUCCCUUCAAAGGUUAUCAUCAAUCGUCAAUAAUAGCAAGAGGACGACCAAGCCAAAAGAAUACUGAAAUCUCAGUUGAUAUUAUUACACAUAUGCUAGAAGAUCUGCACAUUAAUAAGAAACAUCAAAAUGGACUUGUUGUGUACAGAGGUAGCGAGGCCAUGAUUCCAUUUGAGCCAGUUAAAAAAAGAAACCUACGUCCUAAAGUAGACCUUGAUCCAGAGACAGAAAGACUUUGGAGGGUAUUAAUGGGUAUUGAGGGGAGUGAGGGGACUGAAACACUAGAUAAGGAUAAAGAAAAAUGGUGGGAAAAUGAAAGGCGGGUGUUUCGUGGAAGAGCAGACUCAUUCAUUGCUCGUAUGCAUCUUGUUCAAGGGGAUAGAAGAUUCUCACGAUGGAAAGGAUCCGUGGUUGACUCAGUGAUUGGUGUUUUUCUCACCCAAAAUGUUUCUGAUCAUCUUUCCAGUUCUGCCUUCAUGUCUCUUGCAGCCAGAUUUCCCCUUAAGUCAACAACCACAAAUAAAACAUGCUGUGACGAUGGGACAUGUGAACAGCCUAUAGCAGUAGCAGAGCCUAAUGAAGUCAUCAAUCAUCAUGAAAAGAUAACAUCUUUAGAAUUAUGUGAAGGCAUGACACAUCAAACAUCAUUAUCUAAAGGUGUACCAAAGAAGUAUAGAAGCCUAUCAGAGGAAGAAUUACUUGUAUCACAAUAUUCAUUUGACUCUUCCACAGUUCAAACUGCUGAUGAAUUUAGGUCAAGCUCGGGAUCAAACUCGGAAACAGAGGAUACUGAAUAUGAAACCAGUAAACAGUCGGGUACACCAACAGACCUCACAGAGGAAAAGCACCCUACCAUGCUCAAAGACUAUUUCGGUCAUGAGUUACUUGAAGAACAUGCAGUGCAUCAUUUGCCAAAAGAGCCCGAGUGUAACAUGCAACUUCACCUUAACAUGCAAACUCCUACAACGAACAGUAUCAAUCCGACAACUUCACCAAGUCAGUUCCAAGUGGGUAUGGCCCCAGGUGUUCAAAAAGCAGGUUUGCCGAACCCUGAAGCACUAGGAGGAGAAAGCGGACCUUUUCCUUCGUCUAUAUUCGGAAUGACCGACACAUACCAUACGAAUACUGUUACAUAUCCACAAGACGAAAUGCCAAUGUUCCAAGCACCACCAUUUGUCCAAUACAACUUACAAAGCAGUGUUCCAGGCCAGCUUCUGAACACUGACCAUCAGGUGACAGAAGUCAUCAAGGAGAAAACAAGAGAUGAUGAAACAGCGGCCAUAGGUAAAAUUGGUGCCCCAAAACAAGACUCCUUUAUGUUUGGACGAACAGAUAUCAACCUUGAGGACAGUAUUUCUGCUGUAAAUAAGCAGAACUGCUUUGAAAAUACAGUCACUGAUGCAAACUCCAAAGAGCAAAAGGUUUCUCAUGAACCAACCGGGCCAGGCACAGAUACUUCCAAGGCAAGUAAAGGAACAGCCGAGAAUGAGAUUAGCAAAACAGCUGACUGGGAUAACUUGAGAAAGGAGGCACUGGCCAAUGGUGGGAAAAAAGAGCGAAGCAAAGACGCAUCAGACUCGAUUGAUUAUGAAGCACUGAGACGCGCCCAUGUCAAUGAAAUUUCUGAUGCUAUUAAAGAACGUGGAAUGAACAACCUGUUAGCUGAUAGAAUGAAGGAUUUCCUUAAUCGCUUGGUGAGAGAUCAUGGGGCAAUUGACCUCGAAUGGUUAAGAGAUGCACCCCCUGACAAAGCAAAGGAUUACUUACUGAGCUUUCGAGGAUUGGGGCUGAAAAGUGUGGAAUGUGUGCGCCUAUUAACACUUCAUCAUCUUGCAUUUCCUGUCGACACAAAUGUUGGGAGGAUAGCAGUGAGACUAGGGUGGGUCCCACUCCAACCUCUACCAGAAUCACUCCAGCUGCAUCUACUGGAGAUGUACCCCGUGUUGGAGACCAUUCAAAAAUAUCUUUGGCCCAGGCUGUGCAAGCUGGAUCAAUUGACACUAUAUGAGCUACACUACCAAAUGAUCACGUUUGGAAAGGUUUUUUGCACAAAGAGUAAGCCAAAUUGUAAUGCAUGUCCAAUGAGAGCAGAGUGCAGACACUUUGCUAGUGCUUUUGCAAGUGCAAGACUUUCCCUUCCAGGCCCAGAGGAGAAAAGUAUAGUGACAUCAGAUGCUCCUGUUGCAUCAGAUCCAAUACCACCAAUGGUUAACAGGUCCAUAGUGCUGCCACUGCCUCCAGUAGAAAAUGACCUCAAUAAAAGUGGGAGCAAUUGUGAACCAAUCAUUGAGGAACCAACUACACCUGAGCCAGAAGCCGCAGAAUUAUCAAUAAGCGACAUUGAGGAUCAAUACUAUGAAGAUUCAGAUGAAAUCCCGAGUAUCAAACUCAACAUGGAAGAAUUUACAACCAAUUUGCAGAACAUAAUGCAAGAUGACAAGAAACUUCAAGACAAUAUGUCCAAAGCAUUGGUUGCAUUGAACCCUAGUGCUGCUUCCAUCCCUACACCUAAACUGAAAGAUGUUAGCAGGCUGCGGACAGAGCAUCUAGUGUAUGAACUUCCGGAUUCACAUCAGCUUUUAGAAGGGUUAGACAAAAGAGAACCCGAUGACCCAAGCCACUACCUCUUGGCAAUAUGGACACCAGGUGAAACUGCAAAUUCAGUACAGCCACCGGAAAUAGAAUGUCCUCUUCAGCAAUCAGGCCAGCUAUGUGAUCGGGCAACAUGCUUUUCUUGCAACAACGUAAAGGAAGCAAAUUUACAAGUAGUUAGAGGCACAAUUUUGAUACCAUGUAGAACAGCAAUGCGUGGAAGCUUCCCACUCAAUGGCACAUAUUUCCAAGUGAAUGAGAUGUUCGCAGAUCAUGCAUCAAGCCUAAAUCCAAUUGAUGUUCCAAGGGCAUGGAUUUGGAACUUGCCAAGAAGAACAGUUUACUUUGGGACUUCCGUGUCAACAAUCUUUAAGGGGCUAAGUACCGAAGGAAUUCAAUACUGCUUUUGGAAAGGAUUUGUUUGUGUGAGAGGAUUUGAUCGGGUAAAUAGGUCUCCUAGACCUUUGAUGGCUAGGUUACACUUUCCAGCAAGCAAGUUGAUCACACAAAGAACAAAGGCAAAUAAAUGAACUACAAAACAAAGAUAAAGCUCCAGGUUAGAGAAUUGUAGUAGAAAAGAGCUCAGAGACUAACAACAAAUUGUUGUACAUUCGACUAUCCAUGCUUUAAUGCAAUCGCGGUGACAUAUGUAAGCUAUCAGAGAAAAGUUAACGUGAGAUUAUUGAUAUCUUUAUUUUAUUUCCCUGUGCUCGGAAAAGAGCCAUUCUUUUAACCAGUUAGCCCAUCUUACAUAAGAAAGAAAUUAGUUAAGCAGUAGGUUGCUUUUUAACUUCGAAAUUGAUGUAUGUAGUUUCGAACAGCUUCCUGAUUACAAAAUUUAAACUAGAGCUACCUAUUCUGCAUUCAA